Molecule: messenger RNA, 2679 nt
Organism: Pyrus x bretschneideri (Chinese white pear)
Lineage: Eukaryota; Viridiplantae; Streptophyta; Magnoliopsida; Rosales; Rosaceae
Product: WPP domain-interacting tail-anchored protein 2
Exons: 5
Coding region: 360-2396 (678 amino acids)
Source: RefSeq, a predicted model, not a curated record
GAGUGAAGGAGCUGCUGCCUACGUGGAGUAGGUGCCACCGUGCACCGCACAACACACAACAUUCUAAGUACGGCAGCUGUUACUUUCGUUUUAUUUUUGACGAAUUGGAGCCCGCGCCUCUCACCUCUCACCUUCACAGAUCCCACAGCCCAGCAAACCAGUGAAACCACCACACCCAGCAAACCCCAAAAAGUCCACCUUGGUCUGACGGUUACCGUUAAACCUACUGUUUAGCUCCCCGCUGAGCUCUGAGAAGACCCAGGAAAGCUUUCUUCCCACUCCCAGCCUUCUCUUUUGGAACUUUUUCGAUACUCAGAGAGAAGAGAUCAGGUUGCGAAAGCACGAACUGAGCAUUUGCCAUGGAAGACCACGCUGUUUGUGAUAUCAAUGUUGUGCCAUCUAACGAGUCUGGCGUGCAGGAGUUAGAGAGUUCCAUGAAAGUUUUAACAAAGGUGGACUUGGACUUGGCAUAUUCUUCUGAGAAGUUAGCAAAUCUCCAUGUACCUCUGAUGUACCUUUUGGCUCAGCAAAAUGAUCUUGAGGCAAUGGCCACCGCGAAUAACUAUAUUCUGGCAGACUUCAUUGAAAAAGUAUUGGUAUUCAAUCUCCUGUCUAGCAUUUUAGAUUCUGAGGUAAGAGAGCUGGACAGUUACAUGGAUAAUCUCCGGGUGGAAAUUGUUGAUGCGCAUCCAAAAAUAUCUUCGUGCAGACACUUGGGAGAACUGUACUCUAUAAUGAAAGGAAAACUAAAUGAUUCUGAAGAAUCACUAAAGCAAUCUCGACAGCAGAUUUCAGAGGUCAAGAUGCAGUCAGAAAGGUUUCAGAGAACCGUUCUAGCUUUCGCGCAUGAAAAUUGGAAAACUGACAUUGCCAUGGAUUUAUCCGAGAAUGCACAACUGUCGAAUAAAAAUGCAAUGUCAAAUUUAAGGAUGCCUAGACAACAAAGACAUAAUCUAUGGAUGCUGGAGAAGUCUCUUACAAGGGAGCUAUAUCUUGAGAAGAAAUUAGCUGAGUCAAGACAAAAUGAAGAAGAACUUAAAGUGAAGCUACAUCAUACUGAACAGGUAUCAUUUCGCAUGGAAGAAGCUGCGGAAGUUGUUUGGGGAAGAUUUUUAGAGGCAGAGAAUGCUGCUGAGGUUCUCCAGGGAAUUUCGAAGGAGUUAUUAGGUAGACUGCAGCUUGUUCAUUUUAAUCUGAACGGUUCAAUUCAACGAGAAAGUGAGUUAAAAUCCAAACUUCAAGCUGGUCUGGAAGAGCUUAGAUCGAAAGAUACUGCUUUGCAGAAGCUCCACAAUAUCCUUGCCGAGAACAUUAAGAAAGAUGUUGAACUGUCUGCUUUGAGAGAAAAGGUGACGCUCCUUGAGAAACAGCUGAAAGAAUCACAGCUCCAGUUGAAGAAUGCAAAUGCCACGAAUGAAUCAAGUGAAGAGAAACUAGGGGAAAUGGAAAGUUUAGUUGCCUCUUUGAAAGGAAACAUCUAUGUAGCAGAAGUUAAGGCUGAGAAUGCAGAACUUAAGGUUGCAGAAUUAACAGGAACAAAUAUGGAACUCACCGAAGAGAUGAGUUUUCUCAAAGGAAGUGCUACUGGCACAGAAAAAAAGGUUGGAAGUCUCGAGAAGCAGCUGAGGGAAGUAGAGAUACAAUUACAGCAUGCCAAAGCAUCCUCCGAAGCAAGUCAAGAACAGCAGAAUAUGUUAUAUGCUGCAAUUUGGGAUAUGGAAACUUUAAUUGAAGAUCUGAAAUCAAAGGUUUCCAAAGCAGAGAUUAAGAUAGAAAGUACCGAGGAGCAAUGUAUAAUGUUAUCUGAAACUAAUGCAGAACUAAAUGCUGAAAUAACUGUUCUAAGGGAUAGAGUGGAAUACUUGGAAUCGUCUUUGGAUCAAGCUAACAAUGCAAAACUUGCAAGUGCAGAAGAACUCAAGUCCAGGAUCAAGCUCAUUAUGGAUAUGGCAAUGCAACUGGCCGUAGAAAGGGAGCGCAUCCAAAAUCAGAUGCAUGCCUUAACAAUGAACAAAAAACUUCUGGUGGAGAAGAUAUGGAACACCAAAAAAGAUGCAACCGAGUGCAACAAUAAACACAUUGACAACAACGAGCUUCCGUCUUUCCAGUGUAAUCCUCCAAGUGCUACUUCUAUAAAAACAUCCGUGGAAGAUGUGACAUAUUCUUUAGAUAAAAGUUUCCAGGUAGAUGAAGCGUCAGCAGAGGCACCUGACUGUGAUAAUGAUGCGGGGGCUUCCAGUUCUGUACAUAGUCCCACUGGCUCGGAUACAGAACUUGACACUGUCGAAGUGGUAGAGGCCAAACGCCUGAGCCUCAAGCAUGUUUUCAUGGUAAUUGUUCUCAUAUCAGCCAUAUAUUUGCUUAACCAGGAAUCUUUCCUCGUUGACGAAUUGUGACGAAUAAGCUUUCUCACGCCUCUAACAUCACGAUAAACCUUUCAUACCGGCGACACAUUGUUCCAUGAUAUUUUCUUCUGGAGCACUUUACUUCUCUACACUGAGCGUGGUGUCUUGUUACUAGGAUUUCUAGGUUCUGCAGAAUAAAACGUUGUUUAAGCAGGACGUAUUGUAUUGUUCGAAAAUUCGUUUACUGUACAUAUAGGUUGUCUGUAUGAUCUAUCGGCUUUUCGAUGGAAUUUGGAAAUGUGCAGUGUUUUCCACAGGGUGAUUCAAAUUCGAA